Clonostachys byssicola is the source of this 1281-nucleotide messenger RNA. Lineage: Eukaryota; Fungi; Ascomycota; Sordariomycetes; Hypocreales; Bionectriaceae. The record is from the annotation of a GenBank genome assembly.
AUGGAAUCGGAACCGUUGAUCGCCGGGCGGGGUCGCGACGAGCAUCUUGGAGCUGAAGAAGCGCUCCUGUCCUCAGAGAUCCUAGAACCGGCCAAGGAGGCACUUCCACUCGCUGAAAUAGCUUCUGGAGUAUAUGCGCUAUUCGUUGCAGGACUGGUAGCCUCCACCUUGGGCGCCAUAUUACCGCAGUUAGAGGAAUAUUAUCAACUCUCCGACAAAGCUAUAUCCAUCAUCUUCCUCUGCCCCCCUGUUGGGUUCUUCCUCGCCGCCUAUUUCAGCCGUUCCCUCCACUUGAAAUGCGGUCGUCGUGUCGCUGUUAUAAUUGCGCCAGUAUGCCAACUGACCUACGCCUUGACUGCCUCCCAGGCACCCCCGUUCCCCGUUCUCCUCGCCUCCCUCGUCGCUGUUGGCUUUUUCGGACUGAUGGAUGGAUCGCUCUACGCCUGGGUCGGAGGGAUGAAGCCCGCCAAGACGGUCAUCGGCCUGCUCCAUGGCGCAUUUUCAAUCGGUGCCGCUUCUGGGCCUUUUCUAGCAAAUGCCAUCACCUCGGCUGCCCAUAGACCGUGGUAUACUUGGUAUUAUGUUCUGACUGCCUUUGUUUUCCUCGAGCUACCAUGCCUAGCGUAUUCGUUUUGGCAACAUGAUGUCGAGUCAUUCCACGUCGAAAACGGGCGAAAGAAUAUUCGAGACGAAGCAGAACCCGAUGAAGAACCGAGUCCUCAAUCCAGUUUUAGCUAUGCUGCCACGUGGAUUGGAAGCGCCUAUGUUUUUGGGUUCAUGGGCGUCGAAUUUACCGUGACAGGAUGGGGCAUCGCAUACAUGAAUAGAGUAAACGAAGGCUCAAAUUUGCUAGGGGGCGCUUGCGUCUCCCUAUUUCAUCUCGGCCUAGCAGCAGGGAAACUCUCUCUGGGAGUAAUGACAAGAUAUGUGCAAGUUCAACUUCUGGUCACAUCUUUUCUUUGCCUGGCUCUUCUUUCUCAAGUUGCCUUUGCAGUUUCAACCAUCCCAGCUGUCUCGGUAGCUCUGAUGGCUUUGUUGGGCUUCCUCCUCGGGCCCUUAUAUCCCUCUGGCAUUAUUAUGAUGACACAGUUGCUCCCAAGGGAAGUGCAGGUUGCGGGCAUUUCCUUUGUCAAUUCCAUGGGCCAGAUUGGUGCAGCGUUCAUGCCAUUUGUCUUCGGUCUUAUUUCGAACCGUUUUGGUAUUGAGAUGUUGGUGUAUUAUGUUUGUUUACAGCUGGCUCUGAUCAUUCCACUUUGGCUCUGGUUCUUUAGACUGCAUUAG